Messenger RNA from Peronospora belbahrii, 450 nucleotides. Lineage: Eukaryota; Oomycota; Peronosporomycetes; Peronosporales; Peronosporaceae. The record is from the annotation of a GenBank genome assembly.
AUGAGAGAGUUAGAAGAGACAGUAAGGAAGAGGAAGAAGAAGACGAGACGAAAUGACUGGAGACAGUGUCUUUUGUAUGAGAAUCAAGCGUUUCUUAUACUAAACAAACCUUAUGGAUUAGCAGUUCAGAGUAGCUCAUGGUUGAUCGAGUCAUUGGAUCAAUACUUGCCGUCAAUUGCAAAGUCAUUCACAGACAAAUCUGAUCCGUUACAGCAAGAUAAAGAUGAACAACAGACAUCAAAGGUGGUGCAUCGAUUGGAUAUGAACACGUCGGGGGUGCUGGUGUUAGCACGCUCUCGACUUGCAGCUGCCAAAUUCUUCCAACUACUGCGACAUGGUGCCGUGCAAAAAACGUAUGAAGCGCUAGUGUCAGCAGCAACCUCACCCUUAUCAUCAGAUAACAACUACAGCAUGUUGAAGUUUGAGGACGAGAGAUUAAACACCAUGUAG